GUUUAGUUUCGCACUAAACUUCGGACGGUAUGGAUUUGUAAAAGGAAAACCCGGAGUGCCCAACGGUGUGUGGAUUAUUCAUAGUUUCAUGCCUGCCCCUCUUCUUGUGGCAGCCCAUUUUUUCUGCACACAGCAAUCAAUUUGUGCAAGGUGAAAACUACGACGGAGUUUUUCAGUUUUGGGAUUGUGCAAUUUGGUCGUAAUCCGUGGUUUUGUGAUAGGAAAAGCGGAAGUGAAGUGCGAAAAUUGUGAAACGACAUAGUGGUCCCUCUAUUUUUUUGGAGAAGUGAAUUCGAUCAACUAAUUUUCCUUGAAGACUGUUACGUCGACAUCGUCGUCUGCAGGAAUAUUUUUGCGGUCGAUUCAGUGUGGAUGAUUCAUUCUUUCACUCGGAGUAUCCUGGUUUCCCCGAACAGUGCUAAACUCAAGCUGAGAAAAAAGCUUAAGUUGAAAUAAGUUUAAAUGGUUUGGAACUGUGGCGUAUAAAGUGUGAAAGAUUCAAAACAAUUCCCAUCAGGCGAAUCGAGUAACAUAAAUUGUUAUAAACAAGUUCGAUAAAAGCGUAGACCUACCGGGCCUAGGAGGGGCCUCUCGCCGUCAUGUCGUCCGUAAAGGUGGCGGUCCGAGUGCGACCCUUCAACUCCCGUGAAAUCUCCCGGGAGUCAAAAUGCAUCAUCGAAAUGUCCGGCAACACAACCUGCAUCACAAACCCAAAGGUCCCACCGGGCACGAGUGACUCGAUCAAACGAUUCAAUUACGACUACUCGUACUGGUCACAUGAUCCACGGGAUGCCGAGUUUUCCACUCAAUCGAUGGUGUAUGCCGAUAUCGGUGAAGAGAUGCUCCAGCACUCUUUCGAUGGGUACAAUGUGUGUAUAUUUGCAUAUGGUCAGACGGGUGCUGGAAAGUCCUACACAAUGAUGGGAAAACAAGAAGAAAGUCAAGAGGGUGUCAUCCCAAUGAUUUGCAAGGACCUUUUCCGUCGGAUACAGGAAACCGAAGGCGUUGAUCUCAAAUAUUCCGUCGAAGUGUCCUAUAUGGAGAUCUAUUGCGAAAGGGUGCGGGAUUUGUUGAAUCCGAAAAACAAAGGAAAUCUCAAGGUGCGUGAACAUCCCCUGCUUGGGCCGUAUGUAGAAGAUUUGUCGAAAUUAGCUGUGACGUCCUACCAGGACAUACACGACCUAAUCGACGAGGGCAACAAGGCAAGAACUGUCGCUGCAACCAAUAUGAAUGAAACGAGCUCUCGUUCGCAUGCUGUGUUUACAAUAUUCUUUACCCAAAGGCGUGUCGAUAAGAUGACUAGUCUGGAAACGGAAAAAGUCUCCAAAAUCAGCUUGGUCGAUUUGGCCGGCUCCGAGCGGGCGGACUCGACCGGUGCCAAGGGCACACGCCUCAAAGAAGGCGCUAACAUCAAUAAGAGCUUGACCACUCUGGGCAAGGUCAUUUCCGCUCUUGCUGAAGUGUCGGCAUCCAAAAGCAAGAAGUCCAAAAAGGCCGACUUCAUACCAUACCGUGACUCCGUCUUGACAUGGCUGCUGAGGGAAAACCUUGGUGGCAACUCGAAAACGGCCAUGAUUGCCGCGAUAUCGCCGGCUGAUAUUAACUAUGACGAAACGCUGAGCACGCUUAGAUAUGCCGACCGUGCCAAACAGAUUGUAUGCAAGGCCGUCGUCAACGAGGACGCCAACGCGAAGCUUAUCCGCGAACUCAAAGAGGAGAUUCAGAAGCUUCGCGAGCUGCUCAAGGCCGAGGGCAUCGAAGUGCAGGAAGGACCGGACGUUAAAGUGGUUUGUGAAAAGCGAGAUGCUAAUAAAGACGAAUGCGUCAAGGCGGAGAAAGGCGAAAACGACAUCAGCAAUGAGUCGGCGGACGCCAACGCCGAUGGUGAUCCGGCCGAGAUGGAGAAGAAGAUAUGCUCUCCUAAUCGAUUGCGUAAACGAACCGGCUCCAGCACCGAGAUGGCUGUUGAUCAGCUACAGGCCAGCGAAAAGCUGAUUGCAGAGCUGAACGAAACGUGGGAGGAGAAGCUGAAGCGCACCGAACAGAUCCGUCUGCAGCGGGAGGCCGUGUUUGCCGAGAUGGGAGUUGCCGUCAAGGAGGACGGCAUCACUGUGGGUGUAUUCUCGCCCAAGAAAUCACCCCACUUGGUGAAUUUGAAUGAGGAUCCAACGCUGUCGGAGUGCUUAUUGUACUACAUCAAAGAUGGUUUAACGCGUCUUGGUACAUCGGAAGCCAACGUCCCGCAGGACAUACAGUUGUCUGGCUCACACAUCUUGAAGGAGCAUUGUGUGUUUGAAAACAAGGAUGGUGUCGUGACGCUGGUGCCACAUAAGGACGCUUUGGUUUAUUUGAACGGUAGAAAGCUCGUCGAACCGGAAGUUUUGCAAACUGGAUCUCGUGUCAUUUUGGGUAAGAAUCAUGUUUUCCGAUUCACUCAUCCGGAACAGGCCCGAGAGAAACGUGAGAAACCAAAGGAUAAAGAUGUUGGCGAAAAUCCGGGAGGAAAUGCCGAAGCUGCUGAUUGGAACUUCGCCCAGUGUGAAUUGUUGGAGAAACAAGGCAUUGAUUUGAAGGCAGAAAUGCAGAAACGUUUGUGUGCUUUGGAAGAACAAUUCAAACGUGAAAAACUAGCUGCUGAUCAAGAAUUUGAAGAGCAACGCAAGACAUAUGAAGCUCGAAUUGAUGCACUUCAAAAGCAAGUUGAAGAGCAGUCUAUGACUAUGUCUAUGUAUAGCAGCUAUAGCCCAGAGGACUUCCAUCAAGAAGAGGACAUUUUCGUAAAUCCCCUAUUCGAAUCUUGCUGGACUGCUCGAGAAGCUGGUUUAGCGGCUUGGGCUUUCCGCAAAUGGCGUUACCAUCAGUUCACUUCUCUGCGGGAUGACCUAUGGGGAAAUGCCAUAUUCCUAAAAGAAGCAAACGCUAUCUCCGUGGAACUUAAGAAAAAGGUUCAAUUCCAAUUCACACUGCUAACUGACACAUUGUACUCACCACUUCCACCGGAACUUGCACCUUCGCCAAUCAUCGGAGGAGCAUUGACCAACGGUCAAGAAGAUGAAUUCGGCCAAUCGCCUAUUCCACGCACUAUUGUGGCCGUUGAAGUCACAGACACUAAGAACGGGGCAACGCACCAUUGGAGCUUGGACAAGUUACGGCAACGUUUGGAGCUGAUGCGUGAAAUGUAUCACAACGAGGCGGAACUCAGCCCAACAUCGCCGGACUACAAUGUGGAAAGCCUCACCGGUGGAGAUCCGUUCUAUGAUCGUUUCCCGUGGUUCCGUAUGGUUGGAAGAUCGUUCGUAUAUUUGAGCAACUUGCUGUAUCCGGUACCUUUGGUACACAAGGUAGCGAUCGUCAAUGAACGUGGCGAUGUACGGGGAUAUCUAAGGGUGGCCGUUCAACCGGUUAUGGAUGAAGAGAACGCUGACUUCAACAAUGGUGUCAAACAGUCGGCUCGUAUCGUGUUCGAUGAGGAGCAGAAUGGUGGCCAUAAGGUUCCGAAGAUCCGUACCAUUCACGACAAAGAUGAAAAGUACAUUGAGGGAUCGAACGACAUCAUGAAACUGGAGGAAUUGGAACAGGAGGAUGCCGACUCGGGUCGGGGUGAUUCGAGUGUUGCUUCCGAGCUGCAUGAAUCGAAUGAACACGAACCGGGCGAGCAUCUGCAGCCGGGUAAGGAAUUCACAUUCCGGGUUACGGUUUUGCAAGCUACUGGAAUUGCGGCGGAAUAUGCGGAUAUUUUCUGUCAGUUCAACUUUUUGCAUCGUCACGAGGAAGCAUUUUCAACGGAACCGGUCAAGAAUUCAGGCUCAGGAGCACCCCUCGGUUUUUAUCAUGUACAGAAUAUAACUGUUCCCGUUACAAAGUCGUUUAUCGAGUAUUUGAAAACACAGCCAAUCGUAUUCAAGGUAUUUGGUCACUAUCAGAACCACCCGUUGCACAAAGAUGCCAAGCAAGAUUGCCAGAUCACGCGUCCACCUCCGCGUCGUAUGCUGCCUCCUAGCAUUCCAAUCUCCCAACCGGUGCGAUCUCCCAAAUUUGGCCCAUUGCCGUGUCCUCCUUCGUCUACAGUAUUAGCCAAGCAUGAUGUGCUGGUUUGGUUUGAAAUUUGCGAACUCGCUCCAAAUGGUGAAUACGUACCAGCAGUUGUUGAUCAUAGCGACGAUCUACCGUGUCGGGGUCUGUACCUUCUACAUCAAGGUAUCCAGCGCCGAAUAAGGAUAACCAUAGUGCACGAACCAACGGCUGAAGUCAAAUGGAAGGACAUUCGUGAGCUGGUCGUGGGCCGCAUUCGCAAUCAACCGGAACCGGCAGAUGAGUUGGACGAUUCUGAUUCUUGCGUUUUGUCGUUGGGACUGUUCCCCGGAGAAGUGCUUGAAGUUCCUGGGGAUGAUCGAUCAUUCUUCCGUUUCGAAGCUGCCUGGGAUUCUAGUUUACAUAAUUCGGCGUUGCUCAAUCGUGUCACACAAACCGGCGAACAGAUCUUUAUCACGCUAAGUGCAUAUCUAGAGCUUGAGAACUGCGCCCGUCCGGCUAUAAUCACCAAGGACCUAAGCAUGAUUAUCUACGGCCGGGAUGCACGCACCGGUCCACGUUCGCUCAAGCACCUCUUCUCGGGCCAGUAUCGCAACCCGGAGGCGAACCGACUGUCCGGCGUGUACGAGCUGUCGCUGCGGAGAGCUUCCGAAGCAGGUAGUCCAGGAGUCCAAAGACGUCAACGGCGCGUUCUGGACACGAGCUCCACAUACGUUCGCGGCGAGGAGAACUUGCACGGUUGGCGUCCACGUGGCGAUUCACUCAUCUUCGAUCAUCAAUGGGAGCUGGAAAAACUGACUCGUCUCGAAGAGGUUGGCCGAGUUCGACACCUGCUAAUGCUCCGCGAACGUCUCGGAAUGGAUACCACGCCGAAUCCGACCACCAAAACCGAGAAGGACGUUUGCAAUUUGGCACAGCGAGCGAGUGCAUCGCCGGUACACAUGGUCAUUCCGCCUUCUCCGCAGACACCAGUCAAAGAUCAGCAAACACCGACCCUGCCUGAACGAGAACUGACCCCGCGUGAAACGGAGCUGGUUUGGAAGUGCGUGAAGCUCAUCCAGGGUCGCAUUGGAGGUAAGGGUGAUCCGAGUGAUACCAGCAAUCAGCUUGCGGUAGAUGCUUCUCCAGGAGACGAAGGUUGUGCUGAUAUGAACGCCAGCUACAUAUCGGGUAAUUCCAUCGAGUUGUGCUCACCGGACCGGGUGGACAUCCCCAACGGAUGGGAAGCUCCUGCACCGGUGCCGCAGUCGCAAGAAGUAUCCCUUAGAUUGUAUGUGCCGGAAUUGGAGGAGAUCCGAGUGAGUCCUGUGGUGGCUCGAAAGGGAUAUCUUAACGUACUGGAACAUGGCGGCUCCGGUUGGAAGAAACGAUGGGUCACCGUGCGCCGUCCGUACGUAUUUAUCUUCCGUUCGGAUAAGGAUCCUGUGGAGCGGGCGGUUUUGAAUCUGGCGACCGCGCAAGUUGAAUGCAGCGAAGACCAAGCGGCGAUGGUGAAGGUGCCCAACACAUUUAGCGUCGUCACAAAGCACCGAGGAUACUUGCUGCAAACGCUUGGCGAUAAGGAGGUUCAUGAUUGGUUGUACGCUAUCAAUCCACUGCUCGCAGGUCAAAUUAGAUCCCGCCUGGCGCGACGUAACGUCAACAGUAGUAGUGGCAGCAGUACAGUCGACUCGUCCGCUAUGUCGCAACAACUUCAGGCCAACAGCGGCGGUUCGGGUAAAUGAGAUACAAUAACGAUGGAGUCCGUGUUGGUCUACUGAGUCACGAAUCGCACAGAAAAAGAUCACAUCUCUGCCUCGAUGGUGCCCGGUUAAUAGUGACUUCCAGGCACCAUCGAGAACAGAGGCGGCGAGGGCGACGUUUGCUGGGAUACGAUCCGAACGAGAAAGAUUGCGUCGCUCGCCAGUGGACCAGCACCACCAGUAACACCGGUGGACAAACGGGCAGCUUGAAGGUGCUUCUUUACGGUUACGUUCACGAGCUGGGUUGGUUCUGCACCAGACUCAAUGAGUUCUUGUUUAUGUUUGUUUUCCAAUUGCUAUACGAACGUUGAAGCUGCUUCAAGGAAGCGGUCCAGAUUCAUAAGUAUUACUAGAGUACUUACAACAAGUGCUAUCUUACGUAUUAGAAACAAGAGCAAAAGACAGAGAGACACACGGAACUUCAUCGGAAAGUUAAGUAAGCUAAAUAUGAGGCAAAGAAAACUAGUGAAAGUCAGACUUUACUAUGUUACUAUAAUUGUAGAUUGAAAAGGCUUAGCAUUACUUUUGAAAAUGUUCGUGCACAGCGAACAUUGACUGCUAAUAUUAAAGUAUUUUUUGACCUUUAGAGAAAAUAUAUAUAUAUUUUUAUACACUUUUUAUUUAAAACAAAUUUUGUAGAUAGUUAUUCGGAUUUUUUGUUUCUGAAACAAAGGAAGUGGGAACAUCAAUUUUGAAUCGGUCUUUGUAAAGCGUCGGUAUAAGCGCUGGCCAAAUUUAAGCAACUCGAUAAAACAUCUUUUCGAUUAAGAUAUUCCACGACUAAAGCAAAUCCAAUCGAAUUUCCGUAAAUAAAAAAAAACCUAAACCAAUUUCAAUACAAUUUAUAAUGGUAACAUGCUGAAAGUUCAAAACGGGUGAAAUUCGUCAAUAGUUAUACACAACCACAGGUUCCCAGGUGCUCAAGACCCUCCAAAGUGAUCAAUGGUAAAAGAAAGCAUUCACAAAACACUCAUGAAUGGCGCGAAAAAUGCAAUCGACUGGCAUCUAGGCGAUUAUUUAAAUAAGUUUGUUUUACUUGCGUUCUGCUUCUGUUGAUUUUCUGUUGAUUUAUGUCUAUCGGAAUAGCUAUUUUUACUUGCGUACAGAAAAUUAAUGGAGGAAAUAAUACAAUAAAAUUGAUAUUAAUUAUAGAAGUUUAAUAAUUAGUCAAGUAAAUAAAUCAAAACAUAAUAAAAGGCAGAAAAAUAUUGAACGUAUAAACCAAGUGAAGAAAACUACAAAUAGACAUAUGUGUAUAUCUUUUCUCUAAAGCAGAUCAAGCAAGAAAACCUAAACCAAAAUGCUAAUUACCAAGAAUUUUAAGGACUAAAUCAAUACUCAACUGAGGCAUAGUUUGAGAGGGAAAACUCAUUCACACACACAUAAUUCAGCAACAAACACCCACACAGAUGUACAGCCAAGAAGAAAAACUUACAAACAGGCAAACUCCCAGUAUUUAAACGCUAUUUCACUCCCCGAUAUUUAAUGGACUCUAGGGCAAAUAUUUUGUAAAAUGGAAAGAACGAUAUGAAAUGGAUUCAAACCGAUUGAGGAGAGCAAGCUAGCUGUGUCGAUUCGAAUAAAUUAUUGUGUAUAGAAGACAACUGCUUAUAAAUGGUUCGUUCGUAAGUUUUAGUUUAUCAUCUUAUGUAUUCAAAUCGGGAGAGAGGUGGGAAAUAAUGGACAGCUUCGUUAGGACGACAAACUGUUGCCUCGUGUUAGAUAUUGUAUAGGAUUUUAGGAGUUUUCCUUUGAAGAAGCGUGCGCCGUUGGCCACGCAGCAAAAGCAGCACGGUGCAAAUUGUUGCAAAUAUGUUUCUUAGAGCCGAUAUAUAAAAAAGCUUCUUUCAAGUUCAAACAAACCGUCACAACGCGUACUAGUGGUACAAUAAGUAUUUUACCACCUACCUAUCUAGUAGUAGACACAAAGAA
This is a messenger RNA of Aedes aegypti (yellow fever mosquito), 7706 nucleotides long. RefSeq names its product kinesin-like protein unc-104 (gene unc-104). Bases 600 to 5756 code for a protein of 1718 amino acids. Lineage: Eukaryota; Metazoa; Arthropoda; Insecta; Diptera; Culicidae. Gene Ontology annotation, biological process: vesicle-mediated transport; microtubule-based movement; cytoskeleton-dependent intracellular transport. The record is from RefSeq and is a predicted model, not a curated record. Gene Ontology annotation, molecular function: ATP hydrolysis activity; ATP binding; microtubule binding. The transcript has 22 exons. Gene Ontology annotation, cellular component: kinesin complex; microtubule.